Molecule: messenger RNA, 4576 nt
Organism: Pelodiscus sinensis (Chinese soft-shelled turtle)
Lineage: Eukaryota; Metazoa; Chordata; Testudines; Trionychidae
Source: RefSeq, a predicted model, not a curated record
UAGACCAAUUGCUGAAUGUCCUUGUUCCCCUCUGUCUGUUCACAGGUAGGAGACCACAAAUUCAGCGCCCACCGGAUCGUACUAGCCGCCUCCAUCCCUUACUUCCAUGCCAUGUUUACGAAUGACAUGAUGGAAUGCAAGCAGGAUGAGAUUGUCAUGCAAGGAAUGGAUCCGAGUGCACUAGAGGCUCUGAUCAACUUUGCCUACAAUGGACACCUAGCAAUUGAUCAGCAGAACGUUCAGUCUUUGCUGAUGGGGGCGAGUUUCCUUCAGCUGCAAAAUAUCAAGGACGCCUGCUGUACCUUUCUCAGAGAGAGGCUGCACCCUAAGAACUGCCUGGGCGUACGUCAGUUUGCAGAAACCAUGAUGUGUACCGUGCUCUACGACACUGCCAAUAGCUUCACCCACCAGCACUUUGUGGAGGUGUCCAUGUCCGAAGAGUUCCUUGCUCUGCCCUUCGAAGACGUGCUGGAGCUGGUCUCCAGGGAUGAGCUUAACGUCAAGUCCGAGGAGCAGGUAUUCGAAGCUGCGUUGGCCUGGGUCCGGUACGAUCGAGAUCAGCGGGAACCCUGCUUACCCGAGCUACUGUCCAAAAUCCGACUGCCCCUUUGUCGACCUCAGUUCCUCACUGACCGCGUGCAACAAGAUGACCUCGUGCGCUGCUGCCAUAAAUGCCGGGACCUGGUGGAUGAGGCAAAAGACUACCACCUAAUGCCAGAACGCCGGCCGCACCUCCCAGCAUUCAAAACCCGUCCCCGGUGCUGCACCUCCAUCGCAGGAUUGAUUUAUGCUGUUGGAGGGCUGAAUUCAGCAGCAAAUUUUUAUGCAGGUGAUUCACUGAAUGUGGUGGAAGUGUUUGACCCCAUUGCCAAUCGCUGGGAGAAGUGCCAGCCAAUGACGACGGCGCGGAGUCGAGUGGGCGUGGCCGUGGUGAAUGGACUCUUGUACGCCAUUGGUGGCUACGACGGCCAGUUAAGACUGAGCACGGUGGAAGUUUACAACCCAGAGACGGAUUCUUGGUCUAAAGCGGGAAGCAUGAACAGCAAGCGAAGCGCGAUGGGAACAGUCGUGCUGGAUGGGCAGAUCUAUGUGUGUGGCGGGUAUGAUGGAAACUCAUCCCUCAACUCUGUGGAGACCUACUCACCAGAAACAGACAAGUGGACAGUAGCGACCCCCAUGAGUUCGAAUCGCAGCGCGGCUGGAGUCACCGUGUUCGAAGGCAGGAUCUACGUGUCUGGAGGGCAUGACGGUUUACAGAUUUUCAGCAGUGUGGAGUACUACAACCAUCACACAGCCACAUGGCAUCCGGUCGCGAGCAUGCUGAACAAGCGUUGUCGGCAUGGAGCCGCCUCCCUGGGCAGCAAGAUGUUCGUCUGCGGCGGGUACGACGGCUCCGGCUUCCUCAGCAUCGCCGAGGUUUACAGCUCCAUGGCGGAUCAGUGGUACCUGAUUGUCCCUAUGAACACCCGGAGGAGCCGUGUCUCCCUGGUAGCCAACUGUGGUCGCCUGUAUGCGGUGGGCGGCUAUGACGGACAGUCCAACCUGAGCUCAGUAGAAAUGUACGACCCAGAAACCAACCGCUGGACGUUUAUGGCCCCUAUGGUGUGUCACGAGGGAGGGGUUGGUGUGGGGUGCGUACCGCUCCUGACCAUCUGAGAAGGAACCGUCAGCGGCUGUCUCUAAGCUACAGACCCUGGAGAGGUUUAGUGAGGGUUUUGUGGUGUGAUCUCUCCAGAGGUACAUUUCUAGGUGCUCAAGUGUCAUUCACAAUCACAGUUCAACAGAAAGUUACCCUGUGAUGAUUUUCGGGCUGAGGCUCCACAGUAGAUGAAUAAUUAACCAUUCAGAUCAUGCCUGUCACCCAUUCCCUUCCUAUCACCCGCACUUCUAGUCAUGAAGUGGACCUAAGGCGAGGGAAACACUUCCUCCUGGCCCGUGUUGCAGGUACUGCAUUGAUCCAGAUGGGGGCUACUUCUGGUUGUGUAGUGUGGUCUGUAGGUUGGUUUGACCCUGCACAAACCAAUGCCGGCCAGAUCGGUGAGGGGGAGUGGGUACGCAGCAUGUUCCGGGCAAAUGGCCCUAAUGCCACGAUUCACUUUAAUAUUAACCACAGUAGCAGGAGUGUUGUGAACAGUCCCAUUCAUUCUGUUGAGUUCCCAGGCAUGUUGGAUUUUACCCAUUGCCACAAAACAGAAUGGUCUUUUUAACCAACAUUGGUUCUUAGAAGCCCGUAUGGGAGGUAAAUCUUGGAGAUGUGUUGUCCCUCAAUUUCUGAGGACCUACCCCUAUGACCAGCAUCUCCCCUUUACUACUUGUGAGUGAAACUUACUUGGUUCUGAUUGAUCAGGAGAAUGGGAGGUAGCCAUUGAGGGGGAGUAACAAAUGUUUCUCCCUCUCAGAUUGUCCAAAAAACUCGAUUAAACAUCCAACUGUUCCAACAGGCUGCCGAGGAAAACAAUUGACUAUAAAUGACACAUGCAGCAAACGCACAUUCAAAUAGGAAAAUUGCCAAAAUGUUAAUUGUACAGAGAUCUUCCUUAAAACUCAAUCUGCUGUAAAGUUUUUCUUCUUUUUUCCCCCCUCCCUUUCACAAAACUUAGGCCCUGGUUUCCAAAAUACAUAUUAGAAGCAACUGAAUUGCAGUGUGGUCAAGCGCUGUCCUUUGGCGCUUUCGAGCAAAGAUGAAAAUGUGCAGUCAGAUGGUUUUGAUUUCACAAAAAUGCUGUGUGGGUUUUGAAAUGUGCACUUGGCCCGCUUGUUCGGAGCUUUUCUGCCAGCUGUUGGCCUAUUUGACAGCUGUCAUUUGCUUCAGAAAAGUGAAAUACAGGCUGAGAGAGAAAUCAUGCACAGCAAUGAUGGACAGUGAGGGUUUGUGCAAGAGACUGAAUUUAAACCCCAGAAAAAUCACACAUGCACAAACACUCAGCAGAGCCAAAGGUUUUAUUUAUUCAGCGUCUCGCUGUUUCGGUUGAGCUCCAUUGUGAAAGAUCUGUACAGCAUGCCUGGUUGAUACUGUGUUAAUCUAGCCAUGCUGCAGUUGUUUUACAGCCAAACAAUGGCAUUGUAUGAGAUUAAGAGAAAGAUGUUGUCAAAGAAGAGAGAAAUGUGAAAGACUAGUAGUGACUAGUCUGGUCUCUUCCUAGGAAUCCGUUCCCAUGUGUUCCCCACGGUUGUGUUUUCCUGUCAUGCAGCCUACACUGGCAGAAGAUCAGGCGUUCUCUACCCCUUCUUCCGGUGCUUUCUCUCUUUAAUAUCCCUGUCUCUCUCCUGUAAUGAUUACAAAUGGAAGGACCCCUGGAUCCUUGUGGUCUUCCUGCAAACGUGGUAACACAUACCAUCUGAGAGAUGCUUUGGAGUCAUCUUUGCCCUGCCGACUUGCCAGGUACCUUAAUGUCUGUUACCCUUUAUAGAGUGGCUGACUGGAGCCCAGUCUAAGUUGGCAUUUCCUCCUACAUUGAUGCCUGUUCUUCAGGCACCAAGAUGUGGCUUUGCAACGAUUUUUUUUUUCCUGCCUCAAGUUUACAAACUUGGCCCCUUUUUUUCUGGAAGUAAAAGAAACAUCCCACGGGGACUUGACUGAGGUCGGUUUGAGUGGCCAGCACGUGGUGUGGUUGUAGGUUCCACCAGGACGAGUGGCGCACUUCUGGAAAGGAUGCUAUCCUUUGGAACUUCCUUUUGUGCUAACCCAAGAAGCAGCCACGUUUUUCAAACUCAGAGCAGGCCUGAGACCCCUUCAGUCGAUCCACGUGGGAAGCCAGAACUCUGUGAGAACUUACAUGAAAGAGGGGUCACAGCAAUGCCCGACACUGACGGCUUAAGUGGCAUAUAAUAUCCAGGCAAGGCGAGGGAAGGAGAGAAGAGACCUCUUGGUACUCGGGGGUAUUACAAAAUGAUGUGAAGUAUAUUUAUUCAGUAUUUUGCUUGCACGAACAUGGCCUGUCACUAACCUAGGGCUCCCUUCUCAGCCCGCUUCCUGCUGUCUGAGCCUUUAGUGAAGCCCUCGGCCGAGGUCACAGGCUGCGGGGAUGCCAGCGCAGGCUGCUGACCGGAAGAGUUGAUUCAAACACUAAUCUCUUCCAUUGUAUCAAAGGGACACGGGGAAAUGCUACAGAUACCUCCGUUGCUUUUUGUGUGCGCUCUUUUGAGUUCCUCUGCAAGCUCUGAGAGACACCGGAGCACCCUCGUUUCCGUCAUUCAGUAGGAGCUGCGCACUCACCACCUCUUCCCACGGGGUACUGAGUCUGAAUGUCUGUGCUUCGUUGUUGUUUCAUAUCAAAAACCUCACUGCUGCUUAGGGUUUUUACUUCAAGUGUGGACAUGUCUGUAUUCAGGUACCAUGUAUAUUGUCGGUGUGUAAUAUGAGCACGUCUGGUCACAAACGUGAGUGGUUUGUCUCGGUAUCGAUAUCUAUUUCCUGUUUGUGUACGUUUAACGACCGGUGGAUCAUGCUUGGAGAUAAACAUUCGCUUGGUGUUUCCAGGCUGCGAAGACUUUUCUUAAACGUUGGCAUCAAGACGAAGGUGGUUUUUGGGCCAUGAACUGAAAGGUGGUAGAAAAAUAAAAUUGUUGUUUGCCA